Molecule: messenger RNA, 2450 nt
Organism: Neurospora crassa OR74A
Lineage: Eukaryota; Fungi; Ascomycota; Sordariomycetes; Sordariales; Sordariaceae
Product: nucleoside transporter
Exons: 2
Coding region: 545-2119 (524 amino acids)
Biological process (GO): nucleoside transmembrane transport
Cellular component (GO): plasma membrane; fungal-type vacuole membrane
Molecular function (GO): nucleobase transmembrane transporter activity; nicotinamide riboside transmembrane transporter activity
Source: RefSeq, a predicted model, not a curated record
AAUUAAUGCAAGGUAUCUACUUACCCGACAGUACCUACAGCUGUUGCCGCCGGCACUAAACACGCCGCUGGGGCACCGCUUUGGGUCCACGUGUGCUGGGCUUAUGUACAUAGUAGGCGGAGCCCUCUGCAUGUCUCCCGCUGCAACCGCGCCUAUGGCCGAUGACGUUAGCAGUCCCCUAUCGCAGCAGCCUGGAGAUAAGGCUAAGUCCAUGCGACAACGGGCAGCAGCCAUCAAGGUGCAGCUGACACCCACCUAAUUCAACACCCAUCACCUAUCCCGUCCAUCGCCAUCCAUCCCGACGUGUGCGCGCGCUUUCAUCCCGUGUCGUCCGACGCAUGACGAUUUGAUCCUAUUAUCCCCGCGAUUCUCCACCAUCAAACCGUCGAAUCAGACACAUCAAACGGCGAACGGAAUCAAGGCAGCCGACACCGGAAGUGGGUUGGAUUGCGGAGGACGGUCAAGGCGAUUCACGACUCGUGAACGCCAGUUGCACUCUUUUUAAGACGGACUUUCGACAUUACAAGGACGCCGGCAGCAUUGCAUGUCGGCAGAUCAGCCCAGUAUUAGACUUGGUCCCAUACCAACAAGUUCCAGCGGAGAUUCCAGACAUCUCCAAGGGUCAACGACAGCUACCCGUGACAACGGACCACCAACUAUCAUGGAUCGACUAAAGAACUUCCUGACGCCGGUGAAGGCAACAGACGAGGAGUAUGAGCCGCUGGCAGACGACUCCUCAUUGACACUCGAGGAGGAAGGAGAGACAUACGAAGACCAGGCGCCUUUCUCAUGGAUGGAAUACGCCAUCUUCGUCUUGAUCGGCGUCGCCAUGCUCUGGGCAUGGAACAUGUUCCUCGCUGCUGCUCCCUACUUUCAAACCCGGUUCGAAUCCAACGAAUGGAUCCUCGCCAACUCCCAAUCCGCUAUCCUCUCCGUCUCGACAACCGCCAACCUCUUGGCUCUGCUCGUCUUGAUGAACAUCCAGUCCUCAGCCAACUAUCCUUUGCGUAUCAAGGCCUCUCUGAUCGUCACCAUUGCCGUCUUCGGUCUCUUGACCAUCUCGACUGUCGCCUUCCGCAAUGUCUCCGCGGCCACCUACCUCGUCUUCCUGCUGCUCAUGGUCGGCGCCUCCGCCUGGGCCUCCGGCAUGUUGCAAAACGGCGCCUUCGCCUUCGCCGCCAGCUUCGGUCGACCAGAGUACACCCAAGCCAUCAUGGCCGGCCAGGGCGUGGCCGGGAUUCUGCCCCCACUAGCACAAAUGAUCUCCUACCUCGCGGUGCCUCAGCCCGGCGAGUCUAACCCUCCCUCCAACUCAACACCUGCCGCCACCACUACUCUCGACAGCACCCCAGAAGCGGCCCCCAGCACCUCGGCCUUCAUCUACUUUCUCACCGCCGUGCUAGUCUCCCUUGCCACCCUCAUCGCCUUCUACCCCCUCGUCAAGCGCCACAACGCGCUCGUCGAAUCCCGCCUCAUGCUCGACGAAGACACCCAACAACAAAUCCUCUCGCAGUCCAUCACCUCCCUCGAGGAAGCCGAGCGGCUUCGCCGACACUACGUCAGCCCUUCCACCCUUUUCCGCAAGCUCAAUUUGAUCGCCGUCUCUGUCUUUUUGUGUUUUGUCAUAGCCAUGUUCUUUCCCGUUUUCACAGCCAAAAUCCUGUCCGUCCACAAUGACUCUGUCAUCUCCCCUGGUCCGGGGGAAAAAGAAGCGUCGUCUAUAUUUGCCCCCGGAGCCUUCAUCCCUCUCGGCUUCUUCUUCUGGAACCUCGGCGACUUGCUCGGUCGCGUAUCCCCCAUGUUCCUCCCCUUUUCACUGCGGGAUCGCCCCGUGGCCUUGUUCGCGGUGGCGGUCGCGAGACUGGUCUUCUUGCCCAUGUACUUGCUUUGCAACAUCCGUGGCCAGGGAGCGGUGGUGGAUAGCGAUCUGUUUUAUUUGUUGGUGGUGCAGUUGCCCUUUGGCUUGACGAAUGGGUGGUUGUGUACGAGCAGCAUGAUGGCUGCCGGGGAGUGUGUGGAUGAGGGCGAGAGGGAGGCGGCGGGCGGCUUUAUGAGUAUGUGUCUUGUAGGUGGAUUGUCGGUGGGGAGUUUGGCUAGUUUUAGCGUUGCUGGCAUCUGAUGUCGUUGAUGUUGGUGUGAUUCCUCUUUUCCUUUUUUAUUUUAUUUUUGAUUUGAUUUUAUUAAUCUCCGAUUUCGUUUUCUUUUUGAGGAUCGAAAUGUUGGAUAUGAAGUAGGAUGGAGCGGAUGGACCGCUUGCAUGCACAUUGUGAUUUGUGUUAGCGAACUGGGAAGGUUAGAGGCGUUUUGGUCUUGGAUCGUGUUAGCGAAGGUCUUGCUAGACUAGAAAGAUCAAACCUGUAAUGAACUCGUGGCAUUUAGAAGAUAUAUACCCAAUUACAACAUAAAGUAGAAUGUCAGUAAAUUUCCAAUAACCAAGACAUGCUAUCGCC